Zingiber officinale is the source of this 1484-nucleotide messenger RNA. RefSeq names its product KH domain-containing protein At1g09660/At1g09670-like. Lineage: Eukaryota; Viridiplantae; Streptophyta; Magnoliopsida; Zingiberales; Zingiberaceae. Bases 260 to 1147 code for a protein of 295 amino acids. Gene Ontology annotation, biological process: regulation of mRNA splicing, via spliceosome. Gene Ontology annotation, molecular function: mRNA binding. Gene Ontology annotation, cellular component: nucleus. The transcript has 7 exons. The record is from RefSeq and is a predicted model, not a curated record.
CUAGCAACUUAAGCAAAGCUUUGAAAAAAUUGCCUAAAGGAGAAUCCAAAGUUCCCAAGGUCCUCUUUUUAGGUCUCUCUCCUCGCUACCAUCACAGCCGCCGCCGCCACUGCCGCCUCCAGCAGGGAAGCGGCGAGGAUCAGCCUGGUCUCCACUACUUUUCGCUUCUUUAUCUGCAGAAAGUAGAUAUCUUUUUUGCACUACCUUUUCUUUGAUUUAUCGUUCCCAAUCAGUCGAUAACGUAGGCAGCCAAAAGGCCAUGGAUGAGAGGAUCCCACCUCCUGGUUACUUCCACUAUUCCCCCUCUGGCGUCCACUCGUCCCCUUCGCCUCACCACUCCAUGAGGCCUUCCGCCGCCACCUCGGAUAGAGAAAGGUAUUUAGCUGAGCUACUUGCUGAGAGGCAGAAAUUAGGGCCAUUUCUGCAAAUAUUACCAUUUUGUUACAGGCUUCUAAACCAAGAAAUUUUGCGGGCUUCUGCUUUUAUAUCUAACCCAUCAUUUAUUGAUCAUGAGAGAAUCGAGCAUGCUUCUCCUCUAAGGUUGACUGGGCACCCUUUCAAUGGUGGACCCAUGGAUUUGGAGGCAAGGUCAGGAAUGCACACAGAGGAAAAUGAAUACUUACACAGAGUGGGGGUCCUCCCAGCAUCAAGUCCUGGCUGGGGUGGAACUCCUGGACUUGCUAAAAGUCUUGUAAAGAAAGUUGUGAGGCUAGAUGUUCCUGUUGACAAGUUUCCUCAUUUCAACUUUGUUGGUCGUUUACUGGGACCACGUGGGAACUCCUUAAAAAGAGUUGAAGCCUCAACUCAAUGCAGGGUUUAUAUACGAGGUCGCGGUUCAGUGAAGGAUUCUAUAAAGGAAGAAAGCUUAAGGGAUAAACCUGGCUAUGAACACCUAAACGAACCACUUCACAUACUAGUGGAGGCCGAAUUUACAGCAGAUAUAGUCGAUGCUCGCUUAAACCAAGCUGUCGCCACCCUGGAAGACCUCCUGAAGCCUGUGGACGAGUUUAUGGACUACUACAAGAAGCAACAACUUAGGGAGUUGGCCAUACUCAACGGCACGCUGAGAGAAGAGAGCCCACAAAUGAGCCCAAGCGCAUCCCCAUUCAACAGCACGGGCAUGAAACGCGCAAAAACAGGAUGGUGACUGUGUAGUUUUGGGUUCCAAUACCUUGGUCACAGAUUCUCAAUACAUAUGGCAAAUACGAGAUGACAUCUCUACAAGCAGGGCCCUCCCAUCAGUUCAAGUUGGCGAGAUAUCAUUUGUUACUCAGUAAAUUCACAUUAUAAUUCCUUAAACUUCUCCAGGCAAAUGACUAGUGAAUUUGUUUAAUUGCUUAUUCUUUAUGAACUUUUCCUCUGAAACUGAAGAAAAACUCUGGUCCGUGUGUCUCACACAUUGACCAUUGUGUUUAUUGUAUCGUUGCUGUUGUAAUCACUUAUGUACUGAAAAUCAAUGACAUGCUUAAAAUCUGAUCUGUAAA